This is a messenger RNA of Chenopodium quinoa (quinoa), 1662 nucleotides long. RefSeq lists its product as uncharacterized. Lineage: Eukaryota; Viridiplantae; Streptophyta; Magnoliopsida; Caryophyllales; Amaranthaceae. Bases 1 to 1662 code for a protein of 553 amino acids. The transcript has 4 exons. The record is from RefSeq and is a predicted model, not a curated record.
AUGGAAGGUGGAACUAACAAUUGGUGGAUGUUUGCUAAAUGGAGUGAUGAAUAUGAACAAGGAGUCGACGAAUAUGUCAAAAGGGCUUUUGCUAUUAAGUCUCAAGGAAAUCAAAUUUGUUGUUCCUGUCAAAUUUGUCAUUAUCAUUUUUUGCCGUGUGAAGGUGUGGUGAGAGACCAUCUAAUUUGUAAUGGUUUUGUUCCAAGAUUGGAUAAGUUAUCAAAAUUAGGGUUCAAUACCCAAAGAGAAGAAACUAUUUUGGAUAAUGAUGAAUGGUCAAUCCCAAAUGACUCUAGAGAUGACGUAGUAAGGUUGUUUCAUGAUGCACAUGAUGCUUUUAGACAGGGGCCAAAUGAUGAGGCAAAAUUUUUUUUGAGGUUAGUUGAAGAAUGGCAAGAAGAAUUGUAUCCUGGUUCCAAAAAUCACUCAAAACUUUCCUUCAUGAUUCGACUUCUUAUUUUGAAGUGUGAUCAUAAUCUAACCAAUGCCGCAUUUGGAGAUAUAUUAGAGCUUAUAAGGGAGGUGUUGCUUUAUGCAAAGUUGCCAACUUCUUUCAAUGAAGCGAAAAGUGUUUUGAAAGUGUUGGGGUUGGAUUAUACAAAGAUUGAUGCAUGUCCAAACGAUUGCAUGAUAUAUUUGGAAGAGCAUGAAAAUGCAACAAGCUGCCAUGUUUGUAAAACACCAAGAUGGAAAUCAAAGGACAAAGAGGAUGACAUAGAAAAUGGUAAAGGAAAGACCUAUAGGAUUCCUCAAAAGAUUCUUAGCUUGUACAAAGAGUUUUCUGAUGACCCGUGCAAUGUGAGGCUAGGACUAGCCACAGAUGGCUUCAGCCCGUUCAACUCAAUGAGUAUUGUACAUAGCAAUGACCUUGACAUAUAUUUGCAACCACUAAUGAAGGACUUAAAGGAUUUGUGGGAGUUCGGACUGGAAACUUAUGAUGCUUCGAGUAACCAGAGUGGUAAAAAUGUGUAUAGGGAAAAUUGUAAAUUUCUACCUCCAUUUCACCCUUGGCGUCGUGAUAAGAGAAAUUUUGAUGGGAAAGUUGAGGAAAGACAUCAACCUACUCCAUUGAAUGGAAUUGAUGUAGCUAAUCUGUUGCGUGGUUUUCCAAAUGAAUUUGGAAAGAAGCAAAAGAAACCAAGGCGUGUUGUUGAUGAUCCAAAUCCGUGGAAAAAGAGGGUCAUUUUCUUCGAGUUACCAUAUUGGAAGCAUUGUCUUAAUCGUCACAACCUCGAUGCAAUGCAUAUUGAGAAAAAUGUGUUUGAUAGUGUCAUUGGGACAUUGUUAGAAAUUUCUCAAAAGACCAAGGAUCAUGUGAGUGCUCAUCGAGAUUUGGUAGAGCUUAAUUUGAUGCCGGAGCUUCAACCAAGAGAAUUGGAAGAUGGUGGUGAAGAAUUUCCAAGAUCCUGCUUUUGGAUUUCAUUGGAGCAAAAACGUAAGUUCUGCCAAGUCUUCAAAAAUGCCAAACUUCUUCAAGGAUAUGCUUCUAACAUUGGUCGAUGUGUACAAGUUGGGGAAAGGAAAAUUGCAGGCUACAAAAGCCACGAUGCACAUUUUAUGAUGAAUUAUUUGCUCCCAAUUGCAGUGAAGACAACAUUAUCCAAAGAUGUUGCUACUCCUUUGAUUAGACUUUGUGCUUUUUUUAAAAAGUACAUGGAGUAA